AAACAAAGCUAAGAAUCAGAACCCUAGUGCUGGUGGCUGCAACACAGAGUGAAGUGCUAUCCUGAAAUGGGUUGGAAAGCAGCUGAGAAACUCAUUAGGCGUUGGAAAAUUCUCAGAGGGGAUAAUGUUAUGAUAAUAAGGGGCAAAGAUAAGGGCGAGAGUGGAACUAUUAAGCGUGUCAUUCGCACACAGAAUCGUGUCCUUGUUGAGGGUAAAAAUCUGGUGAAGAAGCAUAUCAAGCAAGGGCAAGGCCACGAAGGGGGCAUAUUUACUGUUGAAGCCCCAAUUCAUGUCUCCAAUGUGCAAGUUCUUGACCCAGUAACAGGGAAGCCUUGUAAGGUUGGUAUUAAAUAUCUCGAAGAUGGUACUAAAGUCAGAGUAUCGAGAGGAAUAGGAGCAUCAGAGUCCAUAAUCCCUCGUCCUGAAAUCUUAAAGAUAAGAACUACACCCAGACCUACAGUCCUUGGUCCCAAAGAUACUCCAAUGGAUCAAGUGUUAGAGAAGACUUAUGAUGCUAAAGCAGGAAGGGGCGUGCCUGAGCUUUAAGGAGAUUAGGUAUCUUAUUUCAAAUUUGUAAUUGCUAUUAAUGGUCAUGAUGAACAAGAUAUGAUGGUAUGAGUUUGUCAUUUGCAUUGUUUAUCAUGAUUCUAUUAAAUUGCCUGUAGGUUUUCUUGUUUAAUGUGAUCAUAUCUGGGAGUUAUGAAUCACUGGUAACUUUUUUUUUUUUUUUUUUGCCUAAUUUAGACCUAAACAAUAGCUAUUAAAAAAUAAAUAGCAUUUUAGUUGUUCUGUUGAUGUUAGCUCCCGUUAAUGAUGGUCAUGUGAUUCAUUUCACUCUGUAAACAUAUAAAUUGUUGAAAAAACUGUUUGAUUGUUACGGUUCUGGUGAUUUAGUUAAUUGGGUUUGUGCAUUUGUGUUUGAUUUGAGCUAGAUUCCGUCCUGCUCCCCCAUUCCCCCCAAAAGGCCAAUAUUGUAAUGUCACAUUCUUAUGGUGGAAUUCUUUCAGCCAGUUUCAUCAAACCUUAAAUAUAUAAAGUCACGUUGCAUGAAAGUGGUCAAAUACUCAAAUUUUCUUUAUCUUGAUGUUAUGGCAAGCCUGCAAGGAUAGCUAACUCAAAAGACUAACUUGUGGGUAACUUGUUCAGUUUGGUAUUUGAUGGACUUAGAAUAGGUAAUUGGAGCAUGCUCCCUGAUCAGUCAAGGUGCAUGGAAUUUUUGGCCUGCUGCUGCAAGUACUCUUGCUUUUUUAACAGUUUUACUAUAUUUACUAUUAUUUUCUCCAAAAUACUCUUUAUUACCUUAACGUAGGAAAAACUUCAUUAUGGAAAGACAACAGCAUUGAACUCCCUAUACCAAAAAGUUCAAAAGAAGAGUACUGAAGAGUUGGAGUGGUGGUAGUUGAGACUGUUUAUGAGUGAGCACUGGGUUGAGGUUAGCAGUGGCUACAAGUGAUGGUUUUCCUAAUCUAUUGAAAUGCUGAAGGAUUUUUCAUGGGCAGGAUUGACAGCAGUCUAUUUUAAUAUGUAGCGUUGUCAAGCAAAGUCAGAAUUCAAAUCAAAGGAUUUGUUUCUUUGGAUUAGUACAUUUUGUUGAAGGGGUCCUCUUAAGUUAGGGACAUCAAUUAACUAACCUUGUUUCUGCAUGGAUGAAUAUGAAAGAGUAGGCCUGUAAAUGUCUGUUAUUCUCUCUUUUGAAUCAGAUUCUAGCCCUUUGAGCUCCCUUCAAGAAAUGAUUCAAAUCUUUGAGGAUUAGGAACAUUUAGGUAACUUUUCCCCAGUUAGCAGUGUAGGAUUGGGAAUACCUAGCUUAUAACGAGGUGGCCAGAAUUGCUAACUUCAAGAAUGGCAAGCUUAAUACUCGAGUACCUAAUAAAAUAUGAUCCCUUUGCCCAGUUAUAAACAAUCUCUAAUUUUUUUUUCUUGUCAUCCAUGUUAUUUAAAACUUUGAAGAACACUAAUCGCUAUAUUCAGUAGCUUUCUAAUGGACAGUAAAACGUCAAGUGAUUGGAGGAACUAUUAUCAUGAUACCCAAAAUGAUUGGACAUGUCUUAGCAUCAUUUUCGUGAGAUAAGAUUUCCUUAAAUUGGGUAUCAUGAUAUUUUUGUUAUUUUAAAAUAAUUCAGCGGCAAAAUAUACCUUUAAUUUAUAAUGGUUUCACUAUAAUUCUCAUUGUUACAAAUUAUUGGCCACUAUUCAUCCGUUUCGAAAUUUCCUUCUACAUUUUGUUACUAAUACUAACAAUACCUCUCUGACUGUCUUGGAUUAUCAGAUUUGUACAUUACCACCACUAUACUCUUUCCCAAUCUCGGUAAAAUUAAUCAUCCCAGUCAAUUCAGUUAUAACUAGAACAACUUUUUUAAAUAAAAAAUGUAUUCUUUUUCCCUUACCACCUUUGUAAUUUUACCCUUUUCUUCCUUACCCAUGCAGCAAUACAGGUCAGUGCUAUUGAAAUCCAUGCACCACCAGAUAUAGGCUUUCGAUGUAGCAUUGGCUAUUAGAAUACCGAGUGUGGUUAAACAAAUGUAUGUAUGCAAAUCUCUUAGGCCAACAGUGGCAGUUACACUUGAUUUGGAGAAAGAAAAUCUUGGUUGGCGACGAAAUGUACCCAUGCUUUCGAAAAUAAUCAAACUCCUUUGUGCAUCGAAUUUAAAGGCCUGAUUGGUUUCACAUUAGAACCUCCGUUUUGUCUAAAUCGAAAUUUUCUUGCUUUGUAAAAACUCUUUUAACCUUGCUUCAUAAAUGGGAAUUUGUCUCAUUAAUUCCGUUUCAUGCGAAAGGCAAACAAGCACUAAAUUACUGCUAUCGAAAUCAAAUUAUUAAUUUUUUUUUUAUUGAAUUGGGAUGAGUGAAACCUAGUUACAAGCAUGGCAAAGGUCAAUAUCACAACACCGGUAUUUUUUAUUUUAUUUUUUAUCAGCCAACCACUGGAAUAUUGAGUUGGCUACAUUUUACCAUUGUUGAAUGCGGGAGAGGAAUGAAAUUCAUUUGCGGCAAUGUGUUUAUAAUUAAUUAUUGUUAUAAUUAAUUGUAGAAUCAAUUUCCACGUUUGAAUAAAUUAAGUAAAAGUUUACUCAAAGGUGAUUUCUUUGUGUUUGGAUUGUCUAAAAAAUUAUGUUUAUAGGGUAUGGAUUUUUCACACAAGUCAUUGCACACAAGAGUCUCACCUUUGCUCUCCUCUGCAUCAAGCGUCAAUCCAAAAUCAGUCACUUAGUAACCUAAACCUCAACAAAGAAAAGGGUGAUAACAAAUUGGUAAACCCCAACAAAAAAUUGAAAAGGUAAUGAAGAUAACAUGGUUCAUAAAAUAAUGAAGCAACAAAGACCACAUGGAUGGCACACUUGACUGACGGUGAGGCUGAGAGAUGAAGCAGGUAGUGGCAGUGGCAAACCAUCAACUUGUGUUGGAGACUUGGGACUCUCACUAAGCCACAUAAGGUUGCCAGACUAAUGCAGACCACAAUAAUUUGGGUUUAGUCCAAUCUCAACACUUUGCGGCCAGGGACCUAGCUCACUUCCCAGUAUUUUUUUUAAAUAUCUAUUUUAAUAUUUAUUAAAGAUUAAAAGAUUGUAAAAUUAUUUUUUAUUUUUCACUCUUGAAUUCCUUUUAUAAAUUAUUCAAAAUUAUAAAAAAAUUAAGUUACAUCAUUCAUAAUUAAUGAUCUACAAUGCUAUAAAAACAAUAAUUAUAUAGAGCAUAACAUGCACAAUAAUAAUAAUUAUACUAAUAAUUUUUAAAAUUACCAAAUCAACGACAAUAUGCAUGUGGUGCAAGAAAAGUAUUCACACACACGUUAACAAUUCACAUUGAUGUCUUGAAAAAGUUCUAAAAUUAGAAUUUUGCAACAAAAAAUGCACUAAAAUAAGAUAACAUAUUAAAAAGUAAAGAAAAUUUCUAUUAGAUCGACAAACAACAUAUA
Molecule: messenger RNA, 3916 nt
Organism: Abrus precatorius (Indian licorice)
Lineage: Eukaryota; Viridiplantae; Streptophyta; Magnoliopsida; Fabales; Fabaceae
Product: 50S ribosomal protein L24
Exons: 6
Coding region: 67-546 (159 amino acids)
Biological process (GO): translation
Cellular component (GO): ribosome; mitochondrion
Molecular function (GO): structural constituent of ribosome; RNA binding
Source: RefSeq, a predicted model, not a curated record